Annulohypoxylon maeteangense is the source of this 513-nucleotide messenger RNA. RefSeq names its product ribosomal protein S12. The record is from RefSeq and is a predicted model, not a curated record. Gene Ontology annotation, molecular function: structural constituent of ribosome. Gene Ontology annotation, biological process: translation. Lineage: Eukaryota; Fungi; Ascomycota; Sordariomycetes; Xylariales; Hypoxylaceae. The transcript has 3 exons. Bases 1 to 513 code for a protein of 170 amino acids. Gene Ontology annotation, cellular component: small ribosomal subunit; ribosome.
AUGGCCGCGCCAAUAUUCAGAUCCCUCUGGUACUCCCUAGCGAGGCAACCGACCACAAUAUCAACACCCCUCUCCAGACUGCCGUUGCGGCCAUUCUCGACGACACCCUCACCGAACGCGACGCUAAACCAAGUCUUACGAGGAUGCCGUAAACCCCAGCGCGCGCGCCACGCCGUCUCCCCAGCCCUGUCAGAUAUGAACUGCCCGCAGCAAAAAGGCGUGUGCUUAAAGGUCGGCAUAACGCGGCCCAAGAAACCCAACUCUGGAGAACGAAAGACCGCACGUAUUCGCCUUUCUAGCGGCCGUAUGAUCACGGCCUACAUCCCCGGUGAGGGCCACAAUAUCCAGCAGCAUUCGGUCGUGCUUGUUCGAGGUGGUAGGAGUCAAGAUUGUCCCGGUGUGCGGUAUCACUUGGUUCGGGGAGCUUUGGAUUUGGCUGGUGUGGGCAAUCGCAAGUCGAGUCGAAGUAAAUACGGAACGAAGAAACCGAAGAAGGCAUCAGUGGGCGCAUAG